This is a messenger RNA of Chara braunii, 1721 nucleotides long. NCBI's taxonomy places the organism in Eukaryota, Viridiplantae, Streptophyta, Charophyceae, Charales, Characeae. The record is from the annotation of a GenBank genome assembly.
UGUGUAUUUCAAUGCCUUUGCUUAUUGCUUCUUCUUCUUCUUCUUCUUCUUCUUCUUCUUCUUCUUCUCCUUCCUCGCCCAAAAUUCAUUCUUUUCUUGUUGUUGGUUCUCUUUCCUGCUGUUCUUUGUCUUGAUGGUACUUUUUGGUGUCAUAAAAAGGGAGUUCCCUUGGGUCUUUUCUUUUGCAUCCAUUGCAGCAAUCAACUGUCCCUGGUACUUGACAAUGGCGGCAAAACAUGGAAAGAUAUACCUUUCGACGUUCUUCGGGUACCACAAUAUCGAGAGAUUCACGCAGGGAGUCAAUCAUCACGGUGGACGACCGUGGUGGUACGGUCUCGCUGUAGUUGGAGUCGGCUUCUUCCCUUGGUGUCUGUGGAUUCCCUCUGCCAUUUCAAGAGCAAUUCUUAGUGCACGAGCAAGGACAAUGUGGCAAGCAUCUGUUCGCUCGUCUCGCUUGCCGUUAUUCGCUACCAUUUGGUAUUCCUGUGUAUACACCUUCUUCACAUUAUCUUCCUCCAAGCUUCCGUCAUAUUACCUGCCGCUGGCCCCAGCGAUUGCCAUGCUGGCGUCUUCACAGCUCAUAUCCGAGUAUAAAUUUAAUGUGUCAAGGAGCUCCACAUCUAAUCUGCUUUCCAUCGGCGGGGCCAUUUUGCCAGGGUUGUUGUAUUUUGCCAUUUCUGGAGCAUUCUUCACUCUUCCAUCCCUUCUGGAGAAUUCUGGUGAUCUUCCGAGGGAGGGAGAGCCACUAAUUAUGGUCGGAACACGAAUGCCAAGUGUGGUUUUCUAUAGCAGGAGACCUGUGGCAUUUUUCGACAAGCUGGAGGAGGCAGAGUCUGUGGUACAGCAUGAAGCUGCUCCAGGCAUUCGGUCAGCAGUUGCGAUUGUGGAGAAGUCACUGUGGACACCAGGGACCAGGACAAUGGCAUAUGAUGAACUGCAGCAGAAAGGAGAUUACAUCCUCCUGAGAAUGCUUCGUGCAAUCGGAAAUUCAGUCAGUCAUAAUUGGGCCAAGGUAGGCAGAGGGGAAACAACAUCAAUAGGCAGCGCUGAAGGAUCAAGAGAGGCGUCCUAUUGGGGCCAAAUGCUCAAGCUGUGGAAGGACAUCUUCCCGUCCAGAGUUAAGGAGCCGCGUACGAGGGAGGAAGUGCUCUGUCAGCCCCUUUUCUGCAGCGCGAGAAUCCGAGACAUACAAGGCAAGCCACUCACACUCACAGCAAGAGCUACCAAGUGGGGAACUUGGGUGGAACAUGGUGUUUUGCAGAUUAAUCAUCUUAUGGGCGGACGAGAAGAAGCGGUGGAAGACAGCCAGGGAACUCGGAGCGGAACUGAAAGGAAGCCACAGACUGUUGAAAAACCUCAACGAUCUUCUGGAAUCGAUCCCGCAGGAAUGGAUAGGACUGCUACGAAAGAGACCUCGGUGGGGGCUAGGCGAUCUGGCCACAUGGCGGCAGGAGGAACAACCAUGGGAAACGUUCAGAAUUUGGAACCAGGAGCGAGGAAAGACGAGUGUGGCUGAAUGCAGACAUGUAUACCAUCGCGAGUCCGGGAAUUUAUUGUUUUGCUUUGGCAUAUAGCAGAAUGUGGGACGCUGGACAAUAAACUGGGUGCUAGGUGUUAUCAGCGAACACGUAAAUUGGGUAAUGGCUCAAGGUUUCCCAGGUUGAGAUGUGGAGGGAUUCCCUGCCUCCAGCUCUUGAUGUUAAUGAAAAACAAAACAAAAG